Messenger RNA from Sorex araneus (European shrew), 4427 nucleotides. RefSeq names its product GDNF family receptor alpha 1 (gene GFRA1). Gene Ontology annotation, molecular function: signaling receptor activity. Gene Ontology annotation, cellular component: signaling receptor complex; external side of plasma membrane. NCBI's taxonomy places the organism in Eukaryota, Metazoa, Chordata, Mammalia, Eulipotyphla, Soricidae. The record is from RefSeq and is a predicted model, not a curated record. The transcript has 11 exons. The coding region runs from base 579 to 1985 and encodes 468 amino acids. Gene Ontology annotation, biological process: nervous system development.
AGAGAGAGAGAGAGAGAGAGAGAGAGAGAGAAUCUGGCAAGCGCUAGCGCUGCGUGUCCGGAGCGCGCGCGCGUGGGGUCGGCCGAGCCCCACGGCUCUCAGAGCGUUCCUUUGCGGCGUUUGUUCCGGGAAAGCGUCGUGGACUGGCUGUGCCCUGCGGGCGGCGGGUACAAGCGCAGGCCGAGGAUCCUGCGGCCAAGGAAUCCGCUUCGGAGCCCGCUUUUCUCCGCGCAGCUUCUAACAACCGUUCACAUCCCUCUGCCCCGCAUCUGAGCCUGUGGCACAUCUCAGAAACCGUCCUGGGCCAACUCUUGUCUUGCUAGCUCUCCAAGGUUGGGUCGGACCUGAACCCCUCAAAGCGGAACCGCCUCCCGCCUUCGCGCCCGCCGCCCGCCCAGCGCUGAGUGGCCGGCGGCGGCCGGACCCGGGACUUUUGCUCGCGCCCUGGAUGGAGCUGAACUUUGGGCGGCCGGAGCAGCGCCGAGGCCCAGCGAUCCCUGCCCGCUGAGCUCGCGCGGGGAGACCCAGCGGCGGCCCGGGAAUUUUGGGGGGGCGGGGACCCACUGCGCUCCGGCACCAUGUUCCUGGCCACCCUAUACUUCGCGCUGCCGCUCCUGGACGUGCUUCUAAGCGCCGAGGUGAGCGGCGGGGACCGGCUGGACUGCGUGAAAGCCAGCGACCAGUGCCUGAAGGAGCAGAGCUGCAGCUCCAAGUACCGCACGCUGAGGCAGUGCGUGGCGGGCAAGGAGACCAAUUUCAGCCUGACCUCGGGCCUGGAGGCCAAGGACGAGUGCCGCAGUGCCAUGGAGGCCCUCAAGCAGAAGUCGCUGUACAACUGCCGCUGCAAGCGCGGCAUGAAGAAGGAGAAGAACUGCCUGCGCAUCUACUGGAGCAUGUACCAGAGCCUGCAGGGGAAUGAUCUGCUUGAAGACUCCCCAUAUGAGCCAGUGAACAGCAGAUUGUCGGAUAUAUUCCGGGUGGUCCCAUUCAUACCAGAUGUUUUCCAGCAAGUUGAGCACAUUUCCAAAGGGAACAACUGCCUGGAUGCGGCCAAGGCCUGCAACCUGGACGACACCUGCAAGAAGUACAGGUCGGCCUACAUCACCCCCUGCACCAGCAGCAUGUCCAACGAGGUCUGCAACCGCCGCAAGUGCCACAAGGCCCUCCGGCAGUUCUUCGACAAGGUGCCGGCCAAGCACAGCUACGGGAUGCUCUUCUGCUCCUGCCGCGACAUCGCCUGCACCGAGCGCCGGCGCCAGACCAUUGUGCCCGUGUGCUCCUACGAGGAGAGGGAGAAGCCCAACUGCCUGAAUCUGCAGGACUCCUGCAAGACUAACUACAUCUGCAGAUCUCGCCUGGCAGAUUUUUUUACCAACUGCCAGCCAGAGUCAAGGUCUGUGAGCAGCUGUCUGAAGGAGAACUAUGCUGACUGCCUCCUCGCCUACUCGGGGCUCAUCGGUACAGUCAUGACCCCCAACUACAUAGACUCCAGCAGCCUCAGCGUGGCCCCGUGGUGUGACUGUAACAACAGUGGGAAUGACCUGGAAGAGUGCAUAAAGUUUUUGAAUUUCUUCAAGGACAAUACCUGUCUUAAAAAUGCAAUUCAAGCCUUUGGCAAUGGCUCCGAUGUGACUGUGUGGCAGCCAGCCCUCCCAGUUCAGACCACCACUGCCACUAGCAGCACUGCCUUCCGGCCCAAGACCAAGCCCCUGGGACCAGCAGGGUCUGAGAACGAAAUCCCCACCCACGUCUUACCGCCUUGUGCCAACUUACAGGCACAGAAACUGAAAUCCAACAUAUCGGGCAACCCCCAGCUCUGUCUUGCUGAUCGGGAGUUUGAGAAGAACGGUCUUGCUGGGGCUUCCAGCCACAUAACCACAAAAUCAAUGGCCGCCCUUCCACGCUGCACUCUGGGCCCACUGCUGGUUCUGGUGGUCACUGCCCUGUCCACCCUCUUAUCUUUAUCUUUGGCUGAAACAUCGUAGCUGCAUCGAAAGAAUACAAGUAUGGACAUGUAAAAAGACAAAAGACAAAAAAAAAAAAUAACCCCCCCACACAAAUGAUGUUUCCUGUCCUCUUGUAUAUCUGAAAUUCCAGUUUUAGGAGCUCAGUUGAGACACUGCUCAAACACUUUUAUCUGACUGGAGGAACUUAUGUUGUUGUUUUUUUUCCUUUUCUUUUCUUUCUUUUUAUUUUUUUUUUCAAGAAAGCUUCUUUGUGAUCCUUGGGGCUUCUACAGGAUACUCAGUGCUGCUACAUUCCAAACUCGAAUGGCUUUGGGGCAGGCUGAGUUAAAAGGGGACAGUCUAUUAAUUUAGUUGUAAAGCAAAUGGAGCCAUGUUUUUUCAUGAGGAUGAGGAGGAGGGGGAGGAUUUUAACCAUUGAACUCAGACUACUAGCAGCAAGGAGGAGGUAGGAUUUCAAAAGCAUUUUCCACAGUUUAGGGAGUCGCUUUCAUUUCUGCAACCUUAGAGGGAUGGCAGGCUUUCCUGUCACCAGAUGAAGAUUCUCAUCCAGAACGUAGGCACAUCCCGGACGGAGCUCUUUCCGAGCAUCGUGGGCCUCUCUAUGCUAACGUUCAUGUGUGGGGAGAAGCUUUGUGCUCUCCUACCAAAAACACCCAAUCCAUCCCCAUGUAGCUUCUGUCUUAGUCAGCAGAGAGGGUGAGGACCCUGGGAGGGACCCCCACUCCCACCCUCCCAGCCUUACGGAGUGAGAAGCCCUUGAAAUGAAGAAGUCACACAUAGCUGAAGUUUCACUCUGAUAUGCUUUCCACUCACAAGGUUAGAGGUAGAGAAAAAAAAAAAAGUUUGCUCAGUGAUUUCAGUGAUUUGGCUUUCUGUAUUUCCAAAGUAAGGAUGCUGUCUUCAUUUUUUUUUUCCCCUCGAACUAAUGGUUUAAGACAAUCUCCAUGGAGCUUGUUUUCCUCUCCUAAGUAGUGUUAGCUCCGAUAUCAACUUCGUGACUCCAGCUUUCUAAACGCAGACUGCGAGGAGCCUCAUGCUUUAGCAGAAAGCUCUGCCUCUGUGGACAGGCAGGAGGAAAAUAGAGCAGUCACGCGGGCUCUUUCAUCAUCUCUGAAACGCCGGCCUGCAGCCCUGCUUGGAGACUCGGCCCCUUGUCAGCGUUCUGCCACGUUUGAUGGCCCGCUUGCCCAUGGGCUUGAGCCAGAGCCCGGCUUUUUAUGUGACCCGACAAGGCAGCUCUGAAGGGCACCGGGUGGCACCCGCUGCCCUCCGUUCUCAAGCAGAUCCAUAUGGGGGGGGGGCACAGCAGUUUCCCCAAGUUCUGGCUCCUAGAACUGGGACGGCCUGGUCCUGACAGGGAGUGGUUUGGUCUGUGGGUCAUCAGGCCUCGUGUGCUGUCACCUUCCUGAGCGAGCAAGACUGAGUUUGUGAAAAGGAAGAACAAGUGUGUGUACCACGACGGGGGGAACUCCGAGGGGUGUGAGAGGAGUUGGUUGGCACAGACACCCCAGAGAAGAACUCUGGAUACCAGGCCUGGAGCUCAUGAGCCACAUGCCACCGGCCGGCCUCUUCCUGAAGCCAGUUCACCCUCAAGUGCACUUCAGAAGUCCGGUUGGAGAGGCUCAAUUCUGAAUGGAGGAAGAUGGAGCAGGAGGUGCCACGUUGCCACCUGAGCGUGAGCGUGGACACGUGGGCCCAGCCUCAGUGGCAUGUAGAGAGCGUGGCAUGCGUCCACAGCAGGGAGGGGUGUGUGUGUGUGCGGGGUGGGGGAAGCCCGUUUCAUUGUGAUCCUCUUUGCCCGCUGAUGUUAGCCUUGUACGAGUUAAUCAGAUUCCUGGGAUGGGAAAAAAAAAUCUAUUCAAGAUAAAGGCAUAGUCUUUUAGCUCUCUCGGUGUUUGAAAUACAUUUAUACCCAAAUGUUAAUAAACAUAAAUGUAUACUACUAAGCACUGACUUUUUUCACUUUAAAAUGUUUUCAAGGGAAAUGCAUCAAACCAAUUUGAUUAGUGGAAGGUUUCAUAAAGACUCUUACUUUGAAUAAACACAUUAAAGUGUCAAAAAAAUGUUCGGCAUUCCAGUCAUCUAUAAGAACCUAUCUCUUACUGAGCGUGGUUUGUUUUAAUUAACGUAUCUCUCUGUAUCUACAUGGGCGAGUGUGCACAGAUCUCGUCCUGUGUGAUCUACUGUGAAAGCUAUCGAUCCUUUGUGCGGCUAAUUAGCUUCAGAUGACCACAGAGGAAUCAGGAGUUAUCACAGCUAACAAGGGGAGUUUUCAUAGAUGGGCGUUGGGUGUGCACCUCAUAAAUUAAAUUCUGAAAAGUCUCAUCUGUCACCAAGCUCGUUUUUCUUCAGGUCUAGGAGCAUAUGCAUUAGAGCUACCAAAUAUUCAAUUUGAAAAUCACUUGCUGAUUAAAUAAACAGGGGGGAUGGAUGUUUGUGACAGCGUGUUCAAGAGAUUUG